UUACGAUGAUAUUGUCCAAACCAGUGUUUCGACAGACCUGAAAGAGUCUUUUGGAAAUGUUCUCAGUUGCUUUUCAGGCGGGGAGGUAGGCUGAGUAGUUAUGGAAUCUGUUUAUUGCAUGCAAGGUAGACUGCCAGCACCAUUCUACAAGGUUUCAACAGGAAGAACUCAAGCAUGCGGUGACUGCUAGGUUGCUUUGCUAGAGGACGGCUGUCUUUCUUCAGCCGUUGAUUGAGAGCUUCACCACAUCCCUGCACACUGGCUGUCCUUAGCGUUCGCCCUUUGUGUCUCUACGUCAUCAAGUGUCUCAAGCUAUUUCUCACAUUCAGUUCUGUUUUUCGCUCUUAGUCCGUUAUUCUCUGAGGAUACGUUUUCUUUUUGCUCCAAAGCCAUAAAGUUGUGUAAAGGUCUGCAAAGGUCGUGAAUACAUCCUCUGCAAAAAGUCCCUGAGGUUUGUGAUGUAGAUACUCACUGGCAGAUUCAUCUGGAGGGGCACUAAUUGAUCGAUGCCUGUCCUGGGGUCAUGAAGGCUGCUCGCCUUGUGCUAAUUGGCCAGCUGGCAAUAGCUAUUUGUUUGGGGGUGGGCAAUGCCAAGCCAGCCCAGGCCCCGCUGCUGCGCCAGCGACCCUUCAUCGUGGUCUGGAACGCACCCACUGAGGCCUGCCGUCUGCGUUUCCACGUGGACCUCGACCUGCGUGUCUUUGACAUCGUGGCUAACCACAACGAGACCCUGAGUGGCCCCAAUAUCACCAUCUUCUACCACACCCACCUGGGCCUCUACCCCUACUACUCCCGUGAGCGGCUACCCAUCAACAGCGGCCUGCCCCAGAACCAGAGCCUGGUCAAGCACCUCAGCAAAGCCCAUGCUGACAUCGACAGCCUCGUUCCAUUCAGGGAUUUCCGGGGCUUGGCUGUCAUAGACUGGGAGAACUGGAGACCACAGUGGGUACGCAACUGGGGCUUCAAGGAUAUUUACCGCAACAAGUCCAAAGAGCUGACUAGAAGCCUCCACCCACAGUGGCCCGAGAGUAAAGUGGAGAAAGAGGCCAAGGAGCAUUUUGAGAGGGCCGAUCAGUCUUUCAUGAUCUCCACCCUACUGCUGGCGAAAAGCCUGCAGCCCGAUGGCCUCUGGGGCUUCUACCUGUUCCCAGAGUGCUACAACUAUGGCUAUAAGCAGCACCCAGGGCGCUACACUGGUGAAUGCCCCAGCGUGGAGCACGUCCGCAACGAUCACCUAAUGUGGCUGUGGAGAGCGAGCACUGCCCUCUAUCCCUCUAUCUAUCUGGACUAUGAGCUUAAGUCUACGCCCAACACUCUCAAGUUCGUCCACUACCGUGUCAAGGAGGCCUUGAGAAUCGCCUCCAUCGCCCGCAGUGACUACAUACUCCCAGUCUUUGUCUACUCCAGGCCCUUCUAUGCCUACACCUUCCAUGUGCUCUCAGAGAGUGACCUGGUCCACACCAUUGGAGAAAGUGCCGUCCUGGGGGUGGCGGGGGUGGUGCUUUGGGGUUCCUCUGAGUAUGCCCAAUCUCAGAGAAACUGCCUGGAAGUGAAGAGGUACAUAGACGGCUCCCUGGGUCGUUAUAUUGUCAAUGUGACCUCAGCUGCCAAACUCUGCAGCAAGGCUCUGUGCAGGAAGAACGGCAAAUGUGUGCGGAAAAACCUAGACUCUGGGGCUAUGCUGCACCUCAACCCCCGCUUCUUCCACAUCCAACGCAACCUGGGCUCCCAGGGGCCUCGCUUUAGAAUUAGCGGGCAUCUCAGCCACGACGACAUCUCUGAAAUGAAGCACAAAUUCACCUGUCAGUGCUACCACGGUUGGACGGGAGUCUUCUGUGAAGUGCCUGAGAGAUCCCCCUACCCCCAACACCCACGGCACCACUUGAUAAAACUCUUGGCCAUCCUUUCCCUUCACUCCUCUCAUUUGUCUGUACUCCUCAUCUUCUGUGUCAUUGUCAAGUGUCUCUUACAGUGGAAGCUGGCCUCUUAUUUUAAAGCCUCCACAGUGGGCCAGACUCACUGACAGAAUCCUUUUCCAUGCUGAAGUAUUAAAACAGGAGAUGCUUUUAAUAAAAUGAUAGACAUUUUUUAAGUUCUAUUGCUUUAUUCAUCUGUUUCCUGACGCAAAAUAAUCUGAUGACAGAAUAAAAU
Messenger RNA from Brienomyrus brachyistius, 2151 nucleotides. It is a transcript of the gene hyal6, whose product is annotated as hyaluronoglucosaminidase 6. Bases 524 to 2023 code for a protein of 499 amino acids. The record is from RefSeq and is a predicted model, not a curated record. Gene Ontology annotation, molecular function: hyalurononglucosaminidase activity. The transcript has 4 exons. NCBI's taxonomy places the organism in Eukaryota, Metazoa, Chordata, Actinopteri, Osteoglossiformes, Mormyridae. Gene Ontology annotation, biological process: hyaluronan catabolic process; carbohydrate metabolic process.